This is a messenger RNA of Beta vulgaris subsp. vulgaris (sugar beet), 1383 nucleotides long. RefSeq lists its product as uncharacterized. The transcript has 2 exons. The record is from RefSeq and is a predicted model, not a curated record. Bases 1 to 1383 code for a protein of 460 amino acids. NCBI's taxonomy places the organism in Eukaryota, Viridiplantae, Streptophyta, Magnoliopsida, Caryophyllales, Amaranthaceae. Gene Ontology annotation, molecular function: nucleic acid binding; RNA-DNA hybrid ribonuclease activity.
AUGGACGUGACGGGGCAUUCCCUCCAGACAUUCCAAGAUCUCCCACAAAAAAUUUCAAACACCAUCACGGCAUGGAGCUUCUCUUCCUUGAAUCAAGCAGUUGGGAAUGGUAGGAACACGAAGAUAAUUGGGCCUAAAUGGGUAGAUGGUGGUGAAAUUUCUUUUGAGGAUCAAGCAAUCCCGUCUCAGUCCCCCAAGCUAGAAUGGAUAAGCGACUUAAAUUAUAAUAAUACAACUUGGAAUGAAGAAGUGCUUAUCCGAUGGUUCGGACAACAAAAGGCUAAGUGUAUUCAAGCAAUUCAUAUCCCGUCUUUUGACUGUGAUGAUGAAUACAUCUGGCUUCACUCCAAAUAUGGGAUUUAUACUCAAAAAUCAGGUUACUGGGAGAUAAUGAGUAGAAAUGGGAAUAAUUAUGUCCCCACAUUAUUCUGGAAGCAAAAUCUCUGGCCGAAAUGGAAAAUCUUCUAUUGGAAGCUAGCUAAUGGUGCAUUAGCCACCAGAGUAAACCUUAGGAAAAAGAAAAUCCUAAGUGAGGCUCCCUGUGCGUUCUGCGGGCAGGAGGAAGAGUCGGAUACUCACCUAUUUAAAGAUUGCGAGAUAUCAAGAAGAAUUUGGGCAUCGUCAGAGCUAGGUCUCAUAAACUUAGAUAAAUGUAAGGAUUCGAUUGCUAUUUGGACUAGAAAUUGGAUUUGGUACUUCAUGCAGAAUGACACGCCAGAAAAGGACCAUGUGCAGGAGUUUGUGGGAAUUCUGUGGAGUAUAUGGAUUAGCAGGAAUAAUGCCAUCUUUAGGUCAAAAAACAAUUUGGAUCCAAAGGUAGUGUUUACCAUCCUUAAUGAAUGGAAGAAAAGGAAUAAGGAUACGCAAGAAAUGAGUAUUAAGGAAGCAGGGCAGAAAAUAAGCUUGUGUAUACAAAGAAAACAAGACACUCUAAUAUGGAGCUACAACUGGACGGUGCAGGUAACAUGGUACACACUACUAAUAGAUGGAGCUUGGAAGGGCAUAAGCACAAGGAAUAGGCACCCAGGGAUAGCAGCAUAUGGUUGGGUUCUGAAGAAGGGAAGGGAGGAAGUGGCUAAAGGUGGGCACAUUAUAAAUGCCAGUUCAGCAGAUCAAGCAGAGGCUUUAGCACUAUUGAAUAGCCUGAAAGAGAUGCUUACAAGAAAUAUCUUAGGAUUAGAAGUCUGGACGGAUUCCAAAGUACUAGUAGAAGGUCUCAGAGAGGAAAAUAAAAUGUUACCCUCUACAAAAAAUAUUUCACUAGACAUCAAAAGUCUAGGUAAAAGCUUCAAUUUCAUUAAGGUUUGUAAGGUUGACAGAAACAAAAUAGCUCAAGCCCACUCUAUUGCUACUACAGCAAGAAAAGUAGGCACUAGGUUGUAA